AUGCAAGAUGGGCAGAUGUCGACCAUCGCAAGUCCGAAUUAUCAUGCCACAGUUGCGGCUGCCAACCUCUUCUUUGAUCGAUAUAUCAGUGUGUGGCUUAGGCACACCAAGAACGAGCUGGACUUCGUGGCCCCGCUCUACGGCCAGGCCAAGACUGACAGCAUGCUGUCAAAUAUCGUAACGGCAUUGGGCUUGGCUUCGUUACCGACACGAGAGGAAAAACGCUCCUUCAGAGUGUUAGCCGGCGAAAAGUACUCGGAAGCCCUUCGCCAGACACAAAGAUCUUUGCGAUAUCCCACACUAGCGCAAAGGGACGAGACUGUGGCGACAGUCAUCUUGCUGGCGCUGUAUGAGUUGGUUGGCUCGAACGAGAGUGCAACCCAUCGCCAGAGACUCUUGCUUCACUUGAAUGGCGCAGUGCAACUUAUGCAAUUGCGAGGUGAGGGAGCCAUGCUGGAGAUAGCGCAGCACAUGAUGUAUCAGCGCGUAGCUUCUCAAAUUGAGCUCUGCUGUCUGCACGGAAGGCAGCGCAUACCACCGGCGCUGUUGAAGCUGGAAAAUUGUAUCCAAAGCCGGUUCCACGCUGAAGAGGUCAUGAUAGCUGAUCUCCUGCACAUAGCAGCUCGACUAUGCGAAGUUCUCGUAUCGACAGAAGUCGUGGAUCCCGCCUCGAUCGCCACGAAUAUCGAAAUUCUGGCAGCAAUAGAAGGAGAUCUGAGUACCUGGUUCGACCAACGAUCGCCACGCUUCUGUGCAGAAAGGAUGCCUCUGUGCAGCCGCGGAGAUAUGUUUCUUCAGCACAAGGAUGUGUACCACAAUGACAUUGGUGCUUCCGUGAUGACUCGAUACCGCUGCGUCCGUAUCACUGCAAACGAGGAGAUCCUUCGCCUGCUCGAAAUAAAGUCUGGGUUGGCUUCCAGUCAAGACGAUGAGCCGCGAUGCACGCACGCCCACGUCUGCAUCUUGGCUAUAUCUGAAGAUAUCGCAUACAGUCUUCCAUACUUCUUUGGCGACAAUGCCGGCCUGAGAGAACCGCGUGGUCAUGCUUCAGCGUGCCGGCCCCUAAUGUAUAGCGGACUCUCAUGUUUGAUGCCCAUAUACCUGGCCUCGAAUCCGACGCGAGUGUCGAACAGCAUGUUCCGUUGGAUGAUGGGCCAUCUGGAAAUCAUUGCCUACGACAUUGGUAUUCCGCAAGCGCGACCUCUGUUGCAAGAGCGACUGGCGUCCCGACCGGAGUGGCCAAUUCGCAAUAUCUCCUCGAUGCUGGUGACUUAG
Cercospora beticola is the source of this 1275-nucleotide messenger RNA. RefSeq lists its product as uncharacterized. Lineage: Eukaryota; Fungi; Ascomycota; Dothideomycetes; Mycosphaerellales; Mycosphaerellaceae. The record is from RefSeq and is a predicted model, not a curated record.